CAAGGCGCGUUGAGUUCCCUAUGCUGGAGAGGUUGUCUGUCGCCCACUGCCGCUUCGACAACAUGAACAUGGUUGAGCUGAUCAGCCGGUGCCCUCACCUGCGCGUGCUAGAAGUGGACCACUGCUGGCGUCUCGACACGCUCAAAGUUCACUCAGCGACCAUUGAAGAGCUUGUGGUGGACGACUGGCUGACCAACGUUGAUAUCGUGGCCCCCGUGCUUAAGAAGUUCAGGUUGAAAUCCACCAUGGAGAGAUGCUUCAGCGUGUCCUUCUCAGCACCGAUGGUGGAAUAUCUCUCGUGGUCAUUCUCGUUUCACCAUCAAAACGUCGGGAUCGGCGAUAUGCGGCUAUGGUGUGUGCGUGGCCUGAGUCUACAGACAAAACAGAGAGCCCACGUCCUACUGUUGGACAUAGAUUUUGCGCACGAGGAAUUUCUUGUGGACAGUGACUUGUUCCAGCAGAUAUCACCGCUUCCUGAAUUUUCUGUUUUGGAGAUGUAUUUGGGAUCAUAUGGACAUGUUUUUGGAGCAAUGAUGUUGGAUCUUCUUGGGACUUGCAACGCUAUAACCAGGCUUAAAGUCACCAUGCGAAGCUCACCGAGAACACAAGCAUGCCCACCAGAAUGUCUUUGUGAUGAAUUCCCAAACUGGAGAAGUCAAACUAUCCCGCUGAUGUCUCUUGAAGAAAUAGAUAUAGAUGGGUUUUUGGGACUGGGCCACGAAGUUGAUUUCUUGAAACUUCUGUUCAGAUCCGCAACUUUGAUGAAAACAAUGGUCGUCAGGUUAUCCUGUAAGCUUUUCCCAAGUGAUGGGGGAUAUAAGGAAAUGUGCAGCAUCUUCGAGGCGAAUCCAUCUGUGAAAUGCUAUGUUUAUCGCAGCUCUGGAUGGUAUUAAGCAGGUUAUUGAACCAUGUCUAUCUUAUGAUUCUAGUUGUAACUUUAUAUGAUAGCCCCUAAUAAACUUGAGCUACUGCCCUAUCUUCAUUUGUCGUCUUCAUGUUUUGCGGAAGAUUUACGUCAG
Molecule: messenger RNA, 1019 nt
Organism: Lolium perenne
Lineage: Eukaryota; Viridiplantae; Streptophyta; Magnoliopsida; Poales; Poaceae
Source: RefSeq, a predicted model, not a curated record